AUGUCCAGAAAAUAUGUUGUUUUUGGUGGUGGACAUGCAGAGGGUAUAGUGCCAGAAUACUCGGGGGGCCUGCACUCUGGAGGUUUGUUCUUCUUCUGUAUGAUGAUUCUGAUAUCCCUCUCGGUCAUACCAUUAGCAAUAUUUGCUUGUGGUACUUCAUCUCGCAACAAGAAAAGACAUGGUGCAGAUGGAGGCGGCGGGGAUGGUGCAGAUGGAGGCGGCGAGGAUGGUGCAGAUGGAGGCGGCGGGGAUGGUGCAGAUGGUGGCUGUGGAGAUGGUCAAGAUGGAGGCGGCGGCGGCCAUCACACAGGUGGUGGACAUGAUGUAGGUGGUGCACAUCAUGGCGGCGGCGGGCAUCACCAUGUAGGCGGCGCACAUCAUGGCGGCGGUGGACAUCACCAUGUGGGCGGUGGACAUCACGGGGGCGGUGGACAUCAUCAUGUAGGCGGUGGACAUCACGAUGUAGGCGGUGGACAUCAUCAUGUAGGCGGUGGACAUCACGGGGGCGGUAUCACGAUGUAG
Molecule: messenger RNA, 522 nt
Organism: Rosa rugosa (rugosa rose)
Lineage: Eukaryota; Viridiplantae; Streptophyta; Magnoliopsida; Rosales; Rosaceae
Product: dormancy-associated protein 2-like
Exons: 1
Coding region: 1-522 (173 amino acids)
Source: RefSeq, a predicted model, not a curated record